AGUUGGGAUGUGUUCGCGUUGAGGCAGAACUCGUUCCUCUCCUCUCCGCGGCGCUUCCUAGUUCGAUGCGCAUCCGAGCGGUGGAAUUCAGUUUCCUCCUCGUUCCGCUUCUUCGCGUCGGUUCCGACAACUUUUCCCUCUUUGCACUUUCUGAGCAACUUCUGCCCCGCGCGUGCACGUCCGGGGCAGGAGUGCGGCGGUGUGGCCCCGCGGGGAGCGCGCAGGACGGGGUCAAAGUCUGCGCUCAGCCGGAGUCGAGCAUCAUAUCUCGGCUGCACUUUGGUCGGAGCCUCGCUGUUAGUGGCCAUGUGUAAAGCUACCAGACACCAGGGCAAGCUGCCGGCCAGCAGCCCGCGGCUUCCGGCCGCCGCCUCCACAUGUGAGCAGUGGUUGCAGACACACACACAACAAACCCCGCCCCCUCCCGCACUGCCCCGCCCCAAGACUUGAGCGAACGAAAGAACGUUGCUUUACGAAAAGGACGGCAGUGAUGGAAACCUCCAGAGAGGAGCUGCAAGAAGGGGGAGGAGUCAAAACGGAGAUAAUUGAAGAGGAGGCGGAGCAAACAGAGGAGAAAACGCACAAUAACCUCAAAGGAGCGAUCAACGGAAUGAAGGAGGCGACAGAGAGCGGAGGAGAGAAGCUACAGAACGGAGACCGAGGAGCAGGAGGAGCAGGAGAAGCCAUGGCAACGGAAGGAGGCGACCUGUCCUCCAUCAACGCCAUGAUGUCAACAGUGAUGAUGGCGGCAGAGAGCAUCAACGGAGGAGGAGAAGGAGAAGGAGAUGGAGAGAGUGGAGUCACCUCCGCCAACUCAUCGGCCGGCCCCUCGCCAAGCCCCUCCCCCAGCAAGUCGCUCACAUCAGCCAUGAGGGCGCCACCCGGCCGCAACGCAAGACGCUCCCAGGACACCAAAGAAACCAGCUCAGCUUUCAUCUGUCCUCUCUGUGACAAGGACUGUCAAUCACAACACUCGCUCACCAUGCACAUCAGACAGCACAACACGGACGCUGGAGCGAGCGACCACUCGUGCAGCAUCUGUGGGAAGUGUCUGAGCUCGGCCUCGUCUCUGGACAGACACAUGCUGGUCCACAGCGGAGAGCGGCCGUACAAGUGUGUGGUCUGUGGACAGACCUUCACCACUAACGGGAACAUGCACAGACACAUGAAGAUCCACGACAAGGACCCGGCCACCGGCAUGCUCCCCAUCUGCCCCCCCACCAUCGCCAAGCGACGCCGUCCGUCCAUCAAGAGGAGGCAGGGAUCGGAGGAGGAGAACGGGGAGGAGCCGCCCAGCAAGAAGGUGGCGGAGGACGUGGCGGCGGCCGAGGAGGCGGCGGCGGCGGUUCGCGGAUCAGAGGAGGAGCUGCUGCCCUGUCCGAUCUGCUUCAAGACCUGCAGCUCCAGACUGGAGCUGGACGCACACAUGGACACACACCCAGACACUGCACUGAGGUGUGACUUCUGCUGCCUUUCUUUCCGAACUCACCGCGGUUUGUUGCGUCACAACGCGGCGGUUCACAAGCUCCUCCCCCAGGACCCCAGCGGCCGCCCCUUCAUCCAGAACAACCCCUCCAUCCCCACCGGGUUCAACGACCUGGCCUUCAUCGACUUCUCCUGCAAGAAGUUUGCUCACAUCGCUCAGGUUUGGUGUGAGACGAACCUUCGCCGCUGUAUCAGCAAGUUCCACCGAUUCGUCUGUGACAGCUGUGACAAGGCGUUCCCCCUUCGCUCUGCCCUCGACCUCCAUAAAACCAUCUCCCACCACGACAGACCCUCCCCCGCCGACUCGGAGGAAAAGGUGGAGAAGGUCAAAGAGGACGGAGCUGCAGGAAACUGCGUUGAGACCGAGGGUCAGGAGGGAGAGAAAGUAACUCCACACUCGAAGCAGACCAGCUUCCUGGAAGUGCUCGGUCUCCAGGACAUUUCCACGGUGAAGUCUGGACCCACAGACGAUGAGAUCCAUCAGGCCCAUCUGGACAGCAUCAAGGUGAUCCACGUGGAGCCGCCGUGCUCCAGCCUCCCGCAGGAGCCGGCCUCCUCCUUCCUGUCCGGAGGGCUGGGGCUGACUCUGCCUCUCGGUGUCGGGGGUCUGGCAGCGCUCAGCAUUCCACUGCUGGAGGCGUCCAGCCUGCAGGGCCUGUCCCAGAAAGACGCCCUCAGCCUGCUGUCCAAGCAGCCCUUCCAGACGGGCUUCUUCCUGCAGACUGAAGGGGGCGCUGCAGCGGCCAGCGCUGCUUCGUCAGGGGCCAAGCCCAGCGAGGCGGGUGGAGUCGGGAUCAUGGAGUUGGCCGACAUCCAGCAGAUCCUCAAAGUGGCAACUGCAGCACCCAAUCAGAUGGGACUGACCCUCCCGCCUCUCGCCAAAGCUCCUGGAUUCCCCGGAGGUCAAGGUCAAGCCCAGGCUCAGAAGGCGAUGCCCCCAUUGAAGCCCAAACCUCCCAUCACCCCUCGCUCCAGCCUCACAGCGACAACUCCUCCCCCCCUCCAGAGUUCCCAGCAGGCAUCACUGGGCUGCAUCAGCCCGGGCCUUCCACCUCCCAACCCCAACCUCUUCAAAACGCCUUCCUCGUCCUCCUCGUCCACCGGGAGCGGAGGGCAGAUGGAUGCGGAGUGCAUGGGCGACGCCGACACUCCGUUGUCUGAUUCGCCGCCAGCUGCAACCACAGCUGUACACGAGGAGGCGGGGCUUAGCAGCAGGAAGCCAGGAACCACAGUGGGGAGCAACGGCAACGCCGGGUCCGCUAAAGGUUCGUUCCCCUGUCGCUUCUGUGACCAGGUCUUCUCCUUCUCGGGCGUCCUGCAGGCUCACAUGCGCUUUCACCUCGGCAUCCUGCCCCACCAGUGCAACAUCUGCGACUACGUGGCUCCAGACAAAGCUACGCUGAUCCGACACCUGCGGACACACAGCGGUGAGCGGCCGUACGUCUGUCGGGUCUGUCAUUAUCCUUUCACUGUCAAAGCCAACUGCGAGCGCCACCUCAGGAAGAAACACGCCAAGAACUCCAGGAAGGACAUUGAGAAGAACAUAAAGUACGUCACCUCUGCCACGACGGGAAACAUCGCAGCAAUAACCACCUCCACCCAAGAGACGGAGACAGGCUGCACCGGAGCUGAGACAACGUGCCGGUUCUGUGGCGAGGACCUGAAGACCUACCGGGCGCUGCAGAUCCACCUGCGCACUCAUAACGGCUGCCAGAAGAAGCCGUUCGAGUGCCGGCGCUGCGGCGCGGCCUUCCUGGCCAAACGUAACUGCAUCCAUCACCUGCUGAAGCAGCACCCUGAGGUGCAGGAGAGGGAGAUUGAGGAACAUAUCGCCUCGCUGCAGCCCGCCGCUGUGCCUGUCGCUACUGUCGCCGCAGCUCGAGCUGCUCCGGUGAAUCCGGUUCUGCUGAACGGGAUCAGUCCGCCUCCGAUCCAGAUGCUCCAAGCUGUGAAGCUGGAGGAAGUAGCUCACAUGGUUUAUCCUACAGAACUGGACCAGCCGCUGGACUUCUCUGCUAAAGGUCGCGGCGCAGGGAGCCAGGUGGAGUCCCCUGGGGUCAAACUGGAGAGCGUCUCCCCGACCUUCGACUGCUCGGCCGGGGACCAGCCCAUCGACCUGUCCAUCCCCCGCAAGAGGCAGCGCCGAGAGGCAGCGCCGGCAGAGAAGAGGGAGGUCAAGACGGAGCCGAGCGGCAGCAGCAUCGAGCAGCUCGCCCUGCCUCUGUCCAAGGAUGAGAAGGUGGGCGGCGCCCUCCACCCUCACCCCCAGCUCGGCUGUUACCAGCUCCCCCCUGGAUCAACCCCUCCCCCUCCCCAAACCCCCCUCCCUAAUCUCAACAACUCUGCUCGAGCGCAGCGUCUCAAACCACUUCUGCCUAAACCGGCCUCCUCCACCUCCUCGUCACCUUCCACCACCCUGAAGGAGCUCCCCCCCCUGGCCUCCAUCGCUCAGAUCAUUCACUCCGUCUCUGGAGCUCCAGACCUGCUGAAGAGAGAAGCUGCCACACUGGACUGUAAACCCCAGAGCCUCGUCCUUCCCUCUCCGGCCGAGUCAGCUGCCGACGCUCCAGGACCCUCCGCUGCUCUGGAAACACAGAGCGACGACACGUCUGAGGGAUCGUCCAGAAAACGCUCCCGGAAGAAACUGGCGGCCCUGGCCUUGAGAGAGAAGACGGCUGCGAGCGGCGGUGGCAUCGACCUGGAGUCCAGCGGCGAGUUCGCCAGCGUGGAGAAGAUGCUCGCCACCACCGACACUAACAAGUUCAGCACCUAUCUCCAGACCAGCACCGCAGACCUGGGCGGGAAGCGAGAUGUUGACGGAGCAGGAGAAGGGGAGGAGAAGGACGGAGGAGGGAAGGAGGAGGUGAAGGCGUCCAAAGGGAAGAAAAACGCCUACUCCAACUCUGUCCAGAAGAUGACCUGCCCCUUCUGCCCCCGGGUGUUCCCCUGGGCCAGCUCGCUGCAGAGACACAUGCUGACACACACCGGUCAGAAACCGUUCCCGUGUCCCAAGUGUGACGCCUUCUUUUCCACCAAAUCCAACUGUGAGCGCCACCUGCUGAGGAAGCACGGCGUGACACACCGGACGCUGCGGCGCAGCGGCUCCCUCGGCAAGAAGGACGGCGACGAAGGCUCGCACGAGAGCGGAGAGAGUCAGUCAGAGACGGAUCAGGCAGCAGCAGAAGCACACGACCUCAGUGCUGUCAACACCCCCGGAGGUCCAUCCCCCACAGCCGGGAGCCCCAACCCCCUGGAACAAGAGCACGACUUCUCACAAACAAGCCCCUCCCCCACAUCAAGUCAAGAUUUCAGUUCAACUGAGAACGAAGAAGAGCAGGAGGAUUCAGACAGGUCGGAGCAGCCGGAGCAGCAGGGGGCGCCAGAGACCAGAGCAGCUCAGAGGAAACAGCCUCCACGGAGCAGCACCAAGGCGGAGAGCACAGACGACGACGACUGCCACAGCAACAAGAGUCUGGACCUGAACUUCGGGAAAAAGCUCAUCGACUUUAAGCUCUCCACCUCUUCAGGCUCCGCCCAGGAAGAGCAGAGCUCCCAGCCCACCUCCUCUUCCUCCUCCUCGGCGCCCUCGUCCAGCUCCGCUCCGCAGGGAGCCGCCCAGGCUCCAGAGCCGGAGGAGAAAGAGAGGAGAGCUGCCGCCUCCUCCUCCUCCUCUGCUCCUGUGGUGAAGCAGCAGCCGGAGUACAAACACGUAUGUCGAGUUUGCAAGAAGAGUUUCCGUUAUGCCACCACCCUCGCCCGCCACGAGAGGGCGCACCUCUCCGAGGAGACGCCAACGCCGGCCCCGGUGGAAGAGACGGCCGUGACCGAUGAGGCGACAGAGAGCAACGCCUCCAAGCCGGCUGAAGAGGAGAGAGAGGAGAAAGAUGAAGAGGAGGAGAUGAGGGAGAUGGAAUUGGAGGAUGGAGGAGGAGUUGAGAGCGAGGCGGGGGAGAGCGGGGAGUCGGAGGACGAGGAGGAGGAGGAGGAGGAGAAGGACAAGGAGGAGAGGAGUGAUGAAGAAACGUCAGAACCAAAGAGUCUGGAGGGAGGAGAGACGAGGGGAGGACGAGUGGACAAGAGGAAGAAGAUCUGUAACGUCUGCGGAAAAAGGUUCUGGUCCCUACAAGACCUGACGAGACACAUGAGGUCCCACACAGGCGAGCGGCCGUACCAGUGUCAAACCUGCGAGAGGACGUUCACCCUGAAGCACAGUCUGGUCCGGCACCAGAGGAUCCACCUGAAGCCCCGCGGAGCCGACGGGUCCUCGGCUGCCAACGACGACGCCAGCGAGGACGGAGACUCGUGCAGCCCGACCCCCACCUCCACCUGCCCCCCCUCGGAGAACGAGAGCGAGUGUGGGAGCAGCGCCGCGAAGGAGCCGGAGGAGGAGGACGUGAAAGACGAGGAGGAGGCCGGUGACGGAGCAGAAUCUGAGGAAAGCCCGGGGGCGGAGUCAGAGCCGACCGCCGCGGUUCCAUCUGAGGACCCGGACGCGGAGAACAAACCAGAACUUUGUGUCGACUCUGCGACGCAACAACCCGACACCAGCACAUCUCCCAGUCAACAAGCUACUGACACAAAGACCAGUUCGAGCGACCAGUCCUCGGACAGCGAGCAGAAAUCAACCCGGGACGCCACCUCCUCCAAAGACCCCGCUCCCUCCUCCUCCAGCUCUCCACCAGGGGGAGCCCUAACAGCCACGCCUGCAGAGGGCGCCAUCCAGGGGCUGCUGGAGAUCCACACGAAGCCUUCGCUGGAGCAAAGCCUUCCCAACGGAGAGCCUCCUCUGGUCGGGGUGGACUGAGAAGAAGCCUCCCGAGCUGCCUGAGCGUCACCACAGUGCCAUACCAUGAUGAUGAAGAUGAUGAUGAUGAUGAUGCAAAAGCCAGCCCAGAAAAACUAUUUUUGACAGAAAGACGAAAACCUCGUUUUCUUGAAGUGCCUUACUACUAGUCCUACUUCUAUGAUGUUCUUUGCUAUAUCUUUAUCUGCAUUAUUACGGAGGAUGGAUCUAAUUUUUAUAGCUUUUUAUGAUGACAAUGAUUUGCAUUACUAUUUUUUGUGCGGGGAAUCUAUAUUUCAGCAAUAAAAAGAAUAAAGUUACGAUUUAUUUUGGUUCUAGAUUCUGUUUGAGAAUUAAUGAUCAACGUAGGAGACGCAGAGCGACAGACGGACGGUCAGUGUCUCGUCUGUCGCUCACAUCACAGACUGGUCUCACUUCACAGAUGAACCUGUGUGGAUUGGACAGAACUCUUCUCUUUGGUCCGUCAGCAGCUUUUCAGAAUUCAAACUUCUGUUCUCAUGUUUGUGGAUCAAAUCCAACAUGGAGGGGACGCCCCUCCUCCGUGUGGCGAACCACGUCUUUUGAAACUGGAAAUCGCAGAACGCCGUCGCUCUGCCGCAACCGGUUCCCGCCUCACGGCAGAUAACACAAAACAUUUAUGAACUUGACAAAGUCAGAUUCUGUGUGAAAGAAAUUUGUGUUGAUCAUUUUGCUCUUUGUGUUUUUUGUUUAAUCCUUCACACUAUUGAUCCCUCUGCGUCUCCCUCUGGGUUGUGUUAAUAUUUUCUCUUUCCUAAUCAUUCUCAGUUGAUUCCAUGUGGAACGUGUGCACGUGAUGUGUGUGUGAUUAGCAUCGAUCUUCAGCGUAGGGACGGGAACUCUUGUGUUGUGUGGAUAUUUUUUAUAACUGAACAAAUCAAAAGUUUUGUUAUGUAUGUGUGCGACUCCCACCUGUGUCUCAUCGGCACCCCCUAGUGUUCACGUAGGGUGUAUUACAGGGCCUCAUGUGGCUCAGUUUACCUCAAUCUCUGCUUUUAACUGCGACCACGAACCGAUCGGACGAGAAUCGCAGCCUCACAUCCUGUGUCUUCCUCAACAGGCUAGCACGGCUAAUUCUGUGCUAGCCUGCUUUCCACUGUGGGCCACAACGAGCCAUGGCUGGUUUUGGUUAACGUCUGAGUUGUGACUGAAUUAGUAUCAACUGCAGCGUCAAAUCCAAACUCUAAAGGGCUGAGUCAUCGCUAGCACGGUUUAUGCAUUUAACCUUAACAUUUGCUAGAUUUUCACAACUCCUGAUAAAAGGGCUAACAGCAGCUUCCAGGCCAAACUAAUGCUAACCCGGGCUAAUUUGUAGGACCAUGCUAACCAACCUGCUGAGGCCUUCAGUGGGUACAUUUCUAAAGAACGUUAGCUAGCACUCAUUAGCUCUAAUUGUUAACCUGAGCUUUGUUCAACGGCUAGAAAAGACAACAGUUAACUCGUUUUGUAUGCUAAUUUGUCACUAGCACUAAUCGUUAGCCUGUUAGCUUGUUUUGGGUCCUUUGAAAUCUACUCAAAGCACAUUCGCUUCAGCUACCUGACCAGCGAGGACUUGCUAAUCAGGCUAGUGCUGCAUUAACAGAAGCUAAUAGCAGACCUAGCUAACCUUCCAGUAUUACCAGUUUCUUUAGUCGGUCCAGGACAACGUUAGCAUGUUUCCUUGUAUUCCAGAUUCUUCAGAGACGAGAACAGCUGAUACAAAGAAAACGUAAACUAAACCGUUCAUUCAUUUAGCAUCAGAGACAAUCAGUCGUAUGUUUCCAAUUGAAAAGGAUUUAAAAUAAUGAAUUAAACCUUUAGUUGCUUCUCGAGUGGUUUCCAGGAGCAGGUAGCUGACGGGAGGACGUGAGGGUUAAAUGUUCCUGGGCGUGUUUCCUCAAACAAGUCAAAGUUGUGAUCCUCCGACACGUGUUCAACCGGCCGAGUGGUCACUGAUCCUGACGUCGCGUGAAGAUGAUCAUCGCUAAUUUCUCUAUUCGCACGUUUUCGGCUGUUUAUUUUUAUAUCAAGAAUCGACCUCAUAAGCAAAACAUACGAACCUCAGCGGCUCCUAAAGAAUCCGUCAGGCAGCGACGGACAGUCGGUCCAAAAGAAAGACGUGAACAAGCAGGAGCCUGGACGCGGCUGUGAACCGGACUAACAACUUCCAAACUACUACUUCUACUUCUACUUCUAGUACUUCUACUGCAGUGGAACGUUGUGACACAAUCAAGAGAGAGAGUUUCCUUCAGUCUGCCCCCCCCCCCACGUUCGCUGGUUGACCUUCACAAAAAUCCUGAUGUUUUACCUUUGAAUGAUAAAUCGACUCCGGAUCAAACAUCAGUUUUGUCGUUGAUCCUUCGUCGUGUUUUUCUUCGUCUCUUCCAAAGUUUCCCUCGAGUUCCCUAAAGUCAAAUCGGAAGAAUUCGAACCGUCGAACCCUCGGUCGGUGAAACUCACGUUAGAAAAGUGACCGUGGAACUGGAAAUGAUAAGAAUCUGUGUUUCAUGUUUGGAGUCGACUGGAUCCGAGAGUUUCACAGGAGAAAGAAACUUAAGGAAUAUUUUUAUACUAUCGUCUGAAACCUGAGAACUUAAAAUGGGAAUCAGUGGGCUGUGCUAUGCUAAGCUAAGUUAGCUUCCUCCCUUCUGGCUCCAUGUUGGUUAUUGGAGCAAAUGAAUGGUUUAAUUUCCCAGCAGAUAGAAUUCUCUCAGAGUUCAGUUGCCCCUGAUGAAGAAUCUUUUCCUGAAUGAGACAUUUAGACAUUUAGCCGUGAAAUUUGGCUGAAGAAACUUUCCCUCUGAAUUAUUGUAUGUUUGUCCACCUCCUCGGGAAUAUGUGUGAAUGUCUGUGUGUGUGUCUGUGUGUGUAUGCGUGCAAGGCCAUAUGAAUACUGGAGUUCCAUUCGAAUGCACAUGGACUGUUUUUAAAUGUAUUUAUUUGGAGCCCAGGUGUGUGUGUGUGUGUGUGUGUGUGUGUGUUAGUUUCCACAGUGAGAAGAAGCCAUGUAUUGAAAGUAUCACAUUUAUGCUGCAGAAGUGAUGGUUUGAGUUGUGGCUCCUGCGACUUGCCGUAGAGUCGGAGUGCGACUCGGACGUAGCAAUAAGAAAUCCUGAAUCCAAAAGCUUUACGUAGAUCUCUGAGUCGAGACUCUGUCGGUUCUGUUUAUUUUUAGUUUGGAUGAUUUUUGUUGUGCUUAUUUGUAUUUUUUCUCUCUGACAUAUAAAUGCAUAUAAAACUGUGAAAAUCCAUCUUGUUCAGUUAAAGGGUGAGUUUAGGCUACUUUUCUUUUUUGCAUGUUAAUCUAAUUUGUUCAAUUAUGGAUGAUUUUUUUUUCUCCAUCUCUUUUUACACACACAUAUAUAUAUAUAUAUAAAUCUAGAAAUAUAUAUAAUCUCGCUCUCAGGGUCUUUCACAAAUUCAUUAUCACAAAUAUUUCAUCUGAUUUCCUGAGUUGCAGUUUUCCAGGUCCUGAUGAUUUGUCUUUUUUCAUUUGAAUGAUCAGAUCUGUCAAUCACUACAUUUAGCACUUGACUGUGAACUCGGCAUCGAACAGAAAACACGUUUCAUUUGAGUUGAUCAGAACAUCACGUUUCCUUCUGUUCUGGUUUGACUUGUUCUGAGCCUCGUCAGUCAAAGGGAAGCGUCAGAGAUGUAAACACACACACACACACACACGCUGGACCUCUGUCAUGAACACACACUCGUGGUCAUGUGAUUCUUUCCCUGCGAGUCAGACAGUGUUUCGACAGAUGUAAAAACCUGUCCUGUAUCAACCCACUGAGAAACAGCAAUAAAGAUUAUAUAUCGUGGAAACGUGUGAAUCAAA
Messenger RNA from Platichthys flesus (European flounder), 10115 nucleotides. RefSeq names its product ras responsive element binding protein 1a (gene rreb1a). Gene Ontology annotation, cellular component: nucleus. Gene Ontology annotation, biological process: regulation of transcription by RNA polymerase II. Gene Ontology annotation, molecular function: DNA-binding transcription activator activity, RNA polymerase II-specific; RNA polymerase II cis-regulatory region sequence-specific DNA binding. The record is from RefSeq and is a predicted model, not a curated record. The coding region runs from base 491 to 6289 and encodes 1932 amino acids. NCBI's taxonomy places the organism in Eukaryota, Metazoa, Chordata, Actinopteri, Pleuronectiformes, Pleuronectidae. The transcript has 20 exons.